Molecule: messenger RNA, 1294 nt
Organism: Zingiber officinale
Lineage: Eukaryota; Viridiplantae; Streptophyta; Magnoliopsida; Zingiberales; Zingiberaceae
Product: rho GDP-dissociation inhibitor 1-like
Exons: 4
Coding region: 879-1151 (90 amino acids)
Biological process (GO): Rho protein signal transduction
Cellular component (GO): cytosol; membrane; cytoplasm
Molecular function (GO): Rho GDP-dissociation inhibitor activity; protein binding
Source: RefSeq, a predicted model, not a curated record
CCACGCUCGCUCAUCGAGGAUUCUCAGCAACAAAUCAAAUCAUAAAUAAAUCAGAUGAGCUGCUCAUGUUGCACAAAUAUGGAUCCCACAAACUAAAACCAAAACCAAAACCAAAACCAAGACGCCUCCUCUCUCAAGAAGUGGCCUUCAUGCCUUAUUUUAUGACGCAGGAAAUUUCUCAACUUGCCAGCUUUUGUUCUUCUGAUUCAAUUUUGCAUUAGUGGGAGGGUUGAAACUUAACAAUGAGACCCGGCCCCUUCCUCCUGACUUAUUCUGUCAUGAGGAAGGGGAGGUGCAUGCCGUGUCAAUAAGCCUUCGGAGCUGUGUCUAACUCUAAAUUAAGAUCAUGGCCUCCGAGGACACCAGGAGCGCUGCCAAGAAAGAAGAGAAUUUGAUGGGGAAAGAUGCAGAGGAAGAGAUCGAUAGCAGUGAGGAGGAGAGGUUCAAGAGGCAGAUGAGCGAGGCCGCUCUCUAUGCUACAGAAGACGAGGAUGAUGAUGAAGGCAAUGGAGCUCAAGGUAUUGAGUUGGGGCCAAGAAUUAGCCUCAAGUCUGAGAUCGAAAAAGAUAAGGAUGAUGAGAGCCUUAGGAGGUGGAAGGAGCAGCUAUUAGGAAGUGUUGAUCUCAACUCAGUUGGAGGCAACUAUAAUCUUCCCUCAAUAAAUAUAUAUAAUCUGUAAUUAUCAAUAUCUUAUUGUAUAUGUUUUCUUUUGUUUUGUUGUAGAGACCUUGGAGCCAGAGGUUGAGAUCCUGAGCCUUUCAAUCGUUUGUUCUGGUAGGCCGGACAUUGUUCUGUCAGUUCCUGUGCCACCACCAAACCACAAACGUCCUUGGUUUAUUCUGAAAGAAGGUAGCCAUUACAAGCUCAAGUUCACCUUCAUGGUCCGCAACAACAUAGUUUCUGGAUUGAAGUACACUAACACAGUUCGGAAGGCCGGCAUCAAGGUGGACAAAGCAAAAGAGAUGCUUGGUACUUUCAGCCCUCAGCUUGAGGCAUACACAUUCGAAACAUCAGAAGAGAUCAUCCCUUCUGGCUUCUUUGUUAGAGGAUCAUAUUCUGCAAGAAUGAAGUUCGUCGACGAUGAUGGCAAGUGUCACUUGGUGAUCAACUACAGCUUUGACAUCCGAAGAGAAUGGCCAUCGUCUAGUUGAGAAUGAACUAUUUCCUUUUGACAAAUUCUUGAUUAUUUAUGGUUUUGAGCUGAAAUCUAAACUCCUCCGAUAGAAAGGCUAAAUUUCUUGAGUUACAAGAUGAAUGAGUGUACUCCUUUCUUUUGUUUCCUUUAUUUCUUGAG